CUGAAUGAAUUAUACUUUGGUGCUCAUGGUUUCCGUAAUGAACUGAACAAUUGAAUUGUGGAGAAUCUAAUGGAUCUAAUGAUGUAGCAUGUCCACAUUGAAAAAAGUUUAAAUUUUGAUUAAGUGAUCUAAGCAGCUUAGAACUAGCUAAGUGCUAACCUGGUGAGCUCUAAGAGGUUGUAUACAUCCAAAGAACUUAAAACCAUACCUGGCAUCUAAUUGAGACCUGCAUUUAUUAGUCCAAACAUGUAGCCACACGCCAGUAAAAGGGAUUUUAAUUGAAGUUUUACGGCAUGCAACAAUGGAUCAAAUGACAAUGUGUGUGUGAAAGGCAUCAGAAUCAGAAAUACUUUAUUGUAGAGAUGAAUCCAGAAAGAAUUAUCACCCAAUUUUGCAGUUCCCCUCAGCUCUAUGGAGCGUUUCGCUAAUUGUUUUGUUUUUCUGACCCACCACUUUAAUUUUGGGGUUUAGUCUCACCAUUUGCAACAGCAUCUUUUUUAGACACAACACGCAGCUGUUCAUUAUCUGCCCACUACCAUAUGGCAUAAGUUAGCACCUAGCUGGAGCUAGCUGAUGAACACAAUGAAUCAUUUAGACGCUAAAGAGCCAGAUAUUUUUCUCAGGAGUUAUUGCAGACCAAAUCAGAGCUAAGAGGUGAGUGAACAUUGGACUUACAUUCAUCAGGUGGACACAAACAUGACUCCAAAUUAAUCUCUCCGUGUCUGCUGGAUGUGUAAAUAGGCAAGUGUGUGUUACAACAAGUUCGCCAUAACAGCUUAAAAGGUUGUGUUGACAUAUUGCUCACUGACUCAGGAUGGCUCAGAAAAAUGCCUCUGGCCAUGCAUAUACACAUAUAUAGACCCGCAUGUUAUUUUGCCUGGUCUUUUUAACUACUCACUCCUCUCUUUGCCCUUGGGUGGGCUGGGUCCUCAGUGCUCCCCCGGACCUGCACGGCCUCUACAAGCGCCUCCAGAGUUCCCACCCUCUACUGGCCGUGACGUCACAGGUCCGGAUCCGAGAGCAGCCGGUGUUUGCCCAUCGACAGGGUCAAGAGCGCAGGGAGGACCGGGAGAGGAGGACCAGGGACCUUCUGCACCACAACACCCAACACACCUCCACCGUCCAUGUCACGCCUCCCCGCGGCCAGCCUGCUGUGAGCCAGAAGCCCCUGGAAGUUCUCAAGGUGCAGUCCCACCUGGAGAAUCCCACCACGUACCACAUCCAGCAGGCUCAGAGGCAGCAGGUGAGGCAGUAUCUUUCCACCACACUGGGUGGUAAAGCCGGCAGCCAGUGCCCCAGCCAGCCCCCUGAGCACGGCAUGCCACCCGGGCCCGGCAGCAGCGCCCCCAACAGUCCCAUGGCCCUGCUCACCCUCAGCUCCAACUGUGAGAAAGAGAUGGAUGAUGUCAUUGAUGAUAUUAUUAGCUUGGAGUCAAGUUACAAUGAAGAUGUUCUUGGACUUAUGGACGCAGGACUCCAAAUUAACAACCCGCUCCCUGUGUCGGGUAGCCUUCUCGAUGUGUACGGCAACCAAGGACUUCCACUCCCGGGCCUCGCCAUCAGUAACUCCUGUCCGUCCAACAUUAAAAGGGAAUACACAGCUCCUGGCAUGAAGCAAGUACUGGACAAGCCUGGAUCCUGUGGCCAGUAUGAAAACUAUCAAAGGCCAGAGGGCUUUCCAGUAGAGGCUGAAGUUCGUGCUCUUGCUAAAGAGAGACAGAAGAAAGAUAACCACAACUUAAUUGAACGAAGACGGAGAUUCAACAUCAACGAUCGCAUUAAAGAGUUGGGAACCCUGAUACCCAAGUCAAAUGAUCCAGACAUGCGCUGGAAUAAGGGCACCAUUCUGAAGGCCUCAGUGGACUAUAUCAGGAGGCUACAGCGGGAGCAGCAGAGAGCCAAGGAGCUUGAGUGCAGACAGAGGAAGCUGGAGCACGCAAACCGCCAUCUGAUGCUUCGUAUUCAGGAGUUGGAGAUCCAGGCCCGUGCUCAUGGUCUUACAGUGGUGUCGUCCUCAUCUGUCUGCACAUCGAAUUUGAUGGCCCGAGCCAUUAAACAGGAGCCUGUCCUCGGCGACUGCCCCUCAGAUCUCUACCAGCAUAGCUCGGCUCCUGACAUGUCCCCUCCGACAACACUGGACCUCAACAACGGCACCAUCACCUUCGACCAGAUUCCUGCUGAUGCUGGGGACCCUGGCGCCUAUGGAAACUCCAGGACCUGUAAAAUGAAGGAAUUGGUAAGGGACAACACCCUGUCGCCAGUUUCCCCAAGUGAUCCCCUGCUGUCCUCGAUGUCCCCAGAUGGCUCCAACAACAUUAGCAGCCACCACAGUUCCUGCUCUAGUAUGGAGGAGAAGGAGCAUGGCUGUUAACAUUGUCCAAUGCCAUGAGCAAUACUGACACUUUCUAGCUACUGUAUGGCAUCCCAUCAAUGAGGCACCUCACCUUAAAAUGACUUGAAGGUAUCCACAUGACUAAGGGGAUAAUGGAACUUAAUGUGACAUUUCAGUUCCUCGAUUGUACACAGUAUUUUUACAUUGUUUUAAUCUUGAUGCUGUAUAGAUGGACAGUUCAGAAUCACUUGACAAACAUAUACAAGUUGACAAAUAUGAUUGCUGUUAUUAUACACUAGGUUUUUCAUAUUUGUCCAUGGCAAAAGAGAUCGCAUACAUAUGUGAAAAUACACUGGUAAAGUACAAAAAGGUUAGUGUUAUGUCCAAACAUGCCAGAAAAAAUGAUUUACUUCUUGUAGACAGAAUAUAAGAUUACUGACUCAGUCAAUGGUAAAUGGACUGUACUUGUAUAGUGCCUUUCUAGUCUUCCGACCACUCAAAGCACUUCACGCUACAUAUCACAUUCACCCCAUUCAUACACUGAUGGCAGGUGCCAACUGCUCAUCAGUCCAAAGAAACUAACUCAUUCACACACACUCCUACACUGAAGGCACAGCCCUCGGGAGCAAUAUGGGCUUCAGUAUCUUGGCCUGGGGGAACCCGGUAUCGAACUGCCGACCUUCCGAUUAGUGGAUGAGUAUUGCAUAUUAUUGCAUAUUUGUAAUUGUUUCAAUGCAUAUUUAAAUUUAUAUUUUUUUCACCCCAUGCUCUUAAUGUAUUUUGAAGAAAUAACAAAUCAAACAUUGUUUUUAUUAAGUAUUAUAUUAUUAUCAUCAUUUAUGUUUUUUUUUUCUUUUAUCCACUGAGAGCUCAUUUUGUCUGAGAUUUAUACCAGUACUUCAGAGAUUGGUUUCUCAAAUUAUUUAGUUAUUGAUAUUUUCUUAUUCUAACAUGAUCUCAGACAUCACAACUUAAUUUGUACUUUGUGUACUAGUUUUGAUGAGUAAAGGCAAAUAAGACAUAUUGAAGGAAAAGUAGUGUUUGGCAAUAUAGGGUAAAAUUACCUUAUAUUGAUAAUGUAAUACAGUAUUUUUAAAGCGUUGGUCAGGUUACAGAAAAGAAAGAAAGAACAGAAAAGAAAAAUAUGGCUUUGUUUUGGGUCCACAGAUGACAAAAGUAUUAUGGUACAUUAUAUCUGGUCCACCAGCCAAAAGUUUUACUCAAAUUGGGUCCUGUUUGUAAAACCUAAAGAGGUCCUGACAUGAUACAUCAUAAUACUUUGUUUAUAAUAAAUGUAGAAUUGAUAAAUUAAUAAACUAAAAUGUGAUUUAUAUUCUAGCAAAGGAUCACAGCAGCCUUUGCCCAAAAUUGCUUUGUAGACAGUGAUCAACUACUGAUUUCAUCUUUAUCUUGCAUAACUCCAAGUUGAGUAGAUGUAUACACAGGGGAAUCUUCUUUUUUUUAUGUCUGUACACGACUGAUUGAUACCAUGUGAGACAUUUGUUGUUAAUGUCUGUUAUAUCUUGCCAAUAUUGUAAAAGAAAACACUUGAGAUGCUGAUAUAUUGUAUAUAGUGCCUUUUGUAAAAAAAAAACAACAAAAAAAACAUUUUAUUUUAUUUUUGGGGUUCUUGUAUGAAUAUUUAUAUCACAUUUGUGGGGCAGCAUGCCAUAUAUGAGACUGUGUGUCAGAAGAAAACAGCUGUUUUGGUUACUGUACUGUCAACUUCACUUUUAAAUAUUGUAAAAUAACAUUAAAAUGCAUUCUUAAAAUAUA
Siniperca chuatsi (mandarin fish) is the source of this 4108-nucleotide messenger RNA. It is a transcript of the gene mitfa, whose product is annotated as melanocyte inducing transcription factor a. The transcript has 9 exons. Bases 866 to 2371 code for a protein of 501 amino acids. The record is from RefSeq and is a predicted model, not a curated record. Gene Ontology annotation, cellular component: nucleus. Gene Ontology annotation, molecular function: RNA polymerase II cis-regulatory region sequence-specific DNA binding; DNA-binding transcription factor activity, RNA polymerase II-specific; protein dimerization activity. Gene Ontology annotation, biological process: regulation of transcription by RNA polymerase II; melanocyte differentiation. NCBI's taxonomy places the organism in Eukaryota, Metazoa, Chordata, Actinopteri, Centrarchiformes, Sinipercidae.